Psylliodes chrysocephalus is the source of this 522-nucleotide messenger RNA. NCBI's taxonomy places the organism in Eukaryota, Metazoa, Arthropoda, Insecta, Coleoptera, Chrysomelidae. The record is from the annotation of a GenBank genome assembly.
AUGAUGAAGGAGAGCACUUAUAGUAAUCCUUGCUUGGAAUUCCACUAUAGGAACUCAGUACAUAUCACUACAGGUGUGACCCUUUCAGAUUUAGUUUUUAAAGUUAAGGGCCAUAAGGAUGAUGGUUUUUUAGAUCUUUCUUCAGAAGAAAAUGAAUCGAUAGUAAACGAAGGUAUUUUUAGAGUAUUACUAAAGAUGCGAAUUAGAGCUGGAAACAUAGAUCUGAUAGAACAUUUUAAUACUGCGUCUGCUCAGACAACAUACAUUUUAAAAACUACUCAGAAUUACAUUAUAAAUUGCUAUGGAGAAAAGAUUUUAAGCAUUAUUCGUGAUAACAUCAAGGAUGUCAAAUUGUAUUCAAUAUUGUUUAAUGAAAUAAUGGCGAUCUCGCAGCUAAGUGAACUUGUGCGAUAUACUCACGGUUCUGAAAUAAGAGAAGAUUUUAUCGGAUUUAUUGACAUCUAUAAAUUCAUUAAUGGAUUACAAUUCGAUAAUGAAAUUAAAGCUAAAAUAGAUGGUUAG